This is a messenger RNA of Oncorhynchus gorbuscha (pink salmon), 2297 nucleotides long. Its product is annotated as zinc finger protein 184-like. Lineage: Eukaryota; Metazoa; Chordata; Actinopteri; Salmoniformes; Salmonidae. Gene Ontology annotation, cellular component: nucleus. Bases 206 to 1840 code for a protein of 544 amino acids. The record is from RefSeq and is a predicted model, not a curated record. The transcript is spliced from 3 exons.
GGAAGUGAACAUUAAAUCAAGAACAAUUUUGUACGUUAGUGUUUUUGAUUGUUGUUAUUUAGACGUUUAUUAACACCCUGGAAUUCAACAUAUGACUAAUUUAUCUGCAAAGAAUCACAUACCCCAGCUAGUAUUUAAUUCGCGUUGGAGACUGGAUUUGGUUGAUAGAUGUUAUUUAAGUAAAGCUAGCUAGUAGCUGCUAACAAUGGCUAAACGUUUGGUUUUUCACACUCAAAUAGCCUCCAUCAUGGAGGUACUAGCGAAUGCAGCCGUGGCAGAGAUCUGUAAACUCGUAGAUGACGACUAUGCAGUGUUUUGUUUGGAAAUAACUCAAAGCCAGAAAGAAAACAGGACAUUGCGGACAGAACUGAAAGUGGCGCGGGAGUGCGCAGAGAAGACAGCGCGUGAGCGCGUCCUCGCCAGUCGUCCCAGUAGUGUCAAGAUCCUCGACCGAUACAGAGGAAUGGCAAGAGGUGAAGGCCACAGGAGUUUUAUGAAGCCAGCGGGACACAAUGCGUGGAGAGAUGACCAACCUAUAGCUAUAGAUGAGGGGAGUGGAACCUCAACCCAGCAUGUUAUCGUGGAGGAGACUGCAGAGGCUGCAGGCCCUGGGGUCAAGCUGGAGAGGUCUGAAGGAGAGGACCCACGGCACAGCAGAGACAUCCAGGAUGGUGCCUCGUCUGGAGUGGCACCCCCUGUAGCCAUAGAGGACCCCACCACCACACCAGCGCUGCCCAGGACCCGACACGGCAUCACGGACGUCAGUGGAACGCUGAAUGCUGUCCUGAAGUCAGAGACAGACACUACGACUUUAACAGUGCUGGAGCGACUGGGCAGUCCUCCUGAUCGCCACUCUGAGUAUUUACUUUACGGGAGCCCGAGGAAGGUUCUGUCCCAUCAGGAGUCAAGUGACACGUUACAGAAUAGCAAUGAUCCGUCCUAUUCAUACACUACAGAGACAGAGAUAAUACCUGAUGACAUGCCUGUGGGCUUAGAUACACAGACUAAUCCAAUGAGAGGGGACUGGAACCAGUACAGCAGUAGUGUAUACUCUGAAGGGUCCCUAGAUAAGAAAGGGGAGGGUCUGGUUGUAGAUGAGGUGACUGUGAAGGAGGAGGGUGACCCUCCUCUGACAUGGAAUGCAGACGACACUCACUUAGGAGAAGGACAGUCACAGGGCAACACUAGUGACUUCUUGGACUACAGGGAAAGCUUAGAGCCAAAUCCAAAUAUCGCAACCCACUCCCCUUUACACGCGUUCAGGGAUUCAGACCCAGAGUCCACAUCGAUGGCACCUUCCAAUUCACACGGCUGUGUCCUUUUCGAUCAGGUAUUGAAUUCAAAGGAUGUAAGGUCCAAGACUCGAGGAGGGGGAGCAACAUCAGGCAACAGUAAAGAGAAACAGUUCCUCUGCAUGUUCUGUAAGAAAGGCUUCAGCUGCCCCCAGAAGGUGGAGAUCCACCAGAGGGUCCAUACAGGGGAGAAAUUAUUUAGUUGUACCCAGUGUCACAUGCGCUUCACCCAGGCUGGCACCCUGAAGAGACACCAGAGGGUCCACACAGGGGAGAAACCCUUCAGCUGUACCCAGUGUCACAUGCGCUUCACACAGUCUGGCAACCUGAAGAUUCACCAGAGGGUCCACAUAGGGGUGAAACCCUUCAGCUGUACCCAGUGUCACAUGUGCUUCUCCCAGGCUUGGAACCUGAAGAGCCACCAGAGGGUCCACUCAGGUGAGAAACCCUUCAGCUGUCCCCAGUGUCACAUGAGCUUCUCCCACUCGUCCAGCCUGAAGAGGCACCAGAGGGUCCACACGGGGAAGAAAAUGUACAGCUGCCACUAGUUUGGAAAUACUUUUCCCCCACCAGAACCAGCUGAAGAUGCACCUGAAGCUUCACAUGGGAGAAAGGCAGUCUGCCUGUGAGCACUGCAGGAAGAGGUUCUCAUAGGAGCUACCUCAGGAUACACCAGCAGAAAAAACAUUUCAUUAUACAACGUAGAAAGUAACCAUUCCACUUGAUAGCUUCUCACGUUUAGAUCAAACCUUGCAUUGAAGACAAAGAUACAUUCCGAUUUAGAAUUAGAAGAGUAACAGAUUUCAGUGUUGAAUAUUCCUGUGUAGAAUAUUGCAGCCAGGCAGUGGCCGUGUCCGAAUACCCAUACUAGCGUACUUCAUACUUAAACUGCAUAUUCAUUUUGGCAUUUGAUCUAGUAGAAUUCACUAAUGUUUUCCAACUCAUGUGUUUGAUAACAGCUGAUAAUCCAAGAAAUUGAUGCGCUGUAUAAAAAUGAAAGCAUGG